This is a messenger RNA of Erinaceus europaeus (western European hedgehog), 3343 nucleotides long. RefSeq names its product guanylate cyclase 2G-like. The transcript is spliced from 21 exons. The coding region runs from base 1 to 3276 and encodes 1091 amino acids. Gene Ontology annotation, molecular function: guanylate cyclase activity; peptide receptor activity; ATP binding. The record is from RefSeq and is a predicted model, not a curated record. Lineage: Eukaryota; Metazoa; Chordata; Mammalia; Eulipotyphla; Erinaceidae. Gene Ontology annotation, cellular component: membrane. Gene Ontology annotation, biological process: receptor guanylyl cyclase signaling pathway; protein phosphorylation; cGMP biosynthetic process.
AUGGCUCCCAGGACAGGUACUGGGACCCCACCAGCAUUUGGAGUCUAUCUGGGGCCUGAGUGCCUUGCCGCUCACCCUACACUAGUUCUGACACUCUUUGCCAGUAUGCUGGUGGCGUGUCUUGAGGCUGCUAAACUCCUCAUGGGUUUGCAAGCCCCCUGGAACAUCUCCCAUCCACUCAGCGUGCAACGGCUUGGUGCAGGCUUCCAGAUCGCAGUGGACAAGCUCAACUCAGAGCCCACAAACUUCAAAAACUUCAGCUGGGAGUUCACCUACACAAAUUCAGCCUGCAGUGCCAAGGAAGCUCUUGAUAUUUUGACCAAUCAGGUUCAGAGAGAACAAAUUUCUGCCCUGUUUGGACCAGCAUGCCCAGAAGCAGCAGAGGUUAUUGGCUUGCUGGCUUCUGAGUGGAACAUUCCGAUGUUUGACUUUAUUGGACAAACAGCAAAGAUGGAGAAUGCUAUCUUGUAUGACACUUCUGUGAAGCUUAUGCCACCCAUGCGUACAGUAGGUGAUGUGCUCCAGAAAAUUCUCCAGUACCUGGGCUGGAAAGACAUUGGAGUGUUUGGAGGUCAUUGUCAGACGUCUACCUGGGAUGGAGUGGAUGAGUUGUGGAGGGUAAUAGAGACUGAACUCAAAUCUCAUUUCACCGUCACCACCAGUGUGAGAUGUACUAGUAGUGAUCCGGUUUUCCUUCAAAAGACUCUUAGGAGCAUGUCAUCAAUUGUCAGGGUUAUCAUCUUAAUCUGCAGCUCACAAGAUGCAAAAGUGAUCCUGCAGGCUGCAGAGAGCCUGGGACUCAACACAGGAGACUUUAUCUUCAUCAUUUUGCAGCAGUUAGAGGAUCAUUUCUGGAAGGAGGCAAUGACAAAUCAGAGGGUGAUACACUUCCCCAAAAUCUACGAGUCAGUGUUACUCAUCGCCCUCAGCUUCUAUGAAGACAGCAGUAGAGAUAAAGGCUUCCGGAAGCAAGUCUACCAGAAGCUGAAGAGGCCACCCUUCCACAGCUCCAUCUCUGCAGAGGAUCAGGUGAGCCCAUACUCAGCCUUCCUUCAUGACGCCGUCCUGCUCUAUGCUCAGACUGUGAAGCAGAUGAUCCAGGCUGGGAGUGACUUCCACGAUGGACGGCUGCUGGUCAGCACUCUGAGGGGCUCUAACCAGACUUCUCUGCGGGGAAUCACCGGUCCCAUAUAUGUGGACCUCCAGGGAGAGAGGUGCAUGGAUUACUCCAUUUAUGUCCUACAGAAAUCUGGAAAUGGGUCCCGUUUCCUUCCUUUUCUGCACUAUGAUGGCUAUCAGAAAAUAAUCAGACCCAUGAAGAAUUUUUCCAGUAUUACUUGGCUGCAUGGUUCCCUCUCAGAAGACAAAGCUGGCUGUGGAGUUUACAAUGAGCUGUGUGAGACUAAGCCUACAUUCACAGGUGGAAUUGCUGGCAUCCUCACAAUGAGCUUCCUGGCCACUGUCUUGGGAGUUGUCACCAUAGGCCUGAUUAUAAGGAUACAGAGGCAAAAUAAAGACAUUUUGUGGCAAAUCAACUACAAGGACAUCACCAUUCUGCCCCAGAGCAAGUCACCCCCCAAAGGCACACCUGUGUCAAGACGAAACAGUAGUAGCUCAUCCAGUGUCAUGGUUUCUGGGGACUUCAGUUCCUGUGUCAAGAGCCAGCUAGAGGAAGAACUCUACUAUGCCCCAGUGGGACUUUACCAGGGAAACUGUGUGGCUCUACACUUUGUUGGUGACCAAGCAGAAGCCUGGCUUAGGAAGCCUUCAGUGCUGCAGGAAACCCGGCUGAUGUAUGGAUUAAGGCAUGAAAACAUUAUUCAUUUCUUUGGUAUUUGCGGAGAACCACCCAACAUCUGCAUUGUCACCCAGUAUUGCCAAAAAGGGAGUCUGAAGGAUGUUUUGAGAAAUUCAGACAAUGAAAUGGAUUGGAUAUUCAAGCUUUCAUUUGCAUAUGACAUAGUCAAUGGCAUGCUGUUUCUCCACAGGAGCCCACUGAGGUCCCAUGGCAACUUGAAGCCUUCCACCUGCCUUGUGAACAGUCGGAUGCAGGUGAAACUGUCUGGAUUUGGACUGUGGGAAGUCAAGUUUGGUCAGGCAUAUAGGAUAGUUAAUGGGAAGUCAACAGACUAUGCAGCGCUCUACUGGACAGCCCCCGAGCUGUUAAGGCUUCCACAGGUACCUUGGUCCGGCACCCCAGAGGGAGAUGUCUACAGCUUUGCCAUUCUCCUGAGGGAGCUGCUCGUGCCCCAGGAUGACGGGCCUUUUGGUGACCUCAGCGCAGGACCAGAUGAGAUCAUCAGCCGAAUCAAAGAUCCUGUAGCAUCAAUUCCACUUCGACCUUCCCUGCCAGAGGAAAAGGGUGAUGAAAAGAUCCUGUCGAUGGUCAGGCUGUGCUGGGAUGAAUCUCCAGAGAAAAGGCUCAAUUUCCACGCCAUCAAGAGGAUUUUACGUGAUGCCAGUCCCAAAGGCCACAGGAACAUACUAGACAGUGUGGUGAACAAGCUGGAAUUGUAUGCCAAUCACCUGGAGGAGGUGGUGGAGGAGAGGACCAAGCAGCUGGUGACUGAGAAGGAGAAGGUGGAAAAACUUCUGUACACAAUGCUGCCCAGAUUCAUUGGGGAACAGCUCAUAGCUGGAAGGUCCGUGGAACCUGAGCAUUUUGAGGCUGUGACCAUUUUCUUUUCUGACAUUGUUGGGUUCACAAAACUAUGUUCUCUCAGUUCCCCUUUGCAAGUUGUCAAGCUCCUGAAUGACCUAUACAGUCUAUUUGAUCACAUCAUCAAAGCUUAUGAUGUGUAUAAGGUUGAAACCAUUGGAGAUGCGUACAUGGUGGCUAGUGGCCUUCCCAUCCGGAAUGGGAUCCAGCAUGUGGAGGAGAUCGCCACAAUGUCUUUGCACUUCCUCAGUGCUGUCAUUCACUUCCAGAUCAGACACAUGCCCAAGGAGAGGCUCAAGCUCCGGAUUGGCCUUCAUACAGGUCCUGUGGUGGCUGGCGUGGUGGGAAUCACUAUGCCCAGAUACUGCCUGUUUGGGGACACUGUGAAUAUGGCAUCCAGAAUGGAAAGCAGCAGCUCCCCUCUCCGGAUUCAUGUCUCUGACAGCACUGCAGGUACCCUGCUGGCAUUGGGACGGUACCAUUUACAGAAGAGAGGCACCAUUCCAGUCAAGGGCAAAGGAGAACAGACAACUUUCUGGUUGAAAGGCAAGGAAGGCUUUGCUUUUCCACUCCCCGCAUUUACUGAGGAAGAAGUGAAAAUCCCAGAGACCUUGUGAGGUAUUUGCAGUAAAUAAUUUUUAAAUAUUAUCUUCAUUUAUUUAUUGGGUAGAGACAGCCAGAAAU